Messenger RNA from Colletotrichum abscissum, 723 nucleotides. RefSeq names its product methyltransferase. The coding region runs from base 1 to 723 and encodes 240 amino acids. The record is from RefSeq and is a predicted model, not a curated record. NCBI's taxonomy places the organism in Eukaryota, Fungi, Ascomycota, Sordariomycetes, Glomerellales, Glomerellaceae. The transcript has a single exon.
AUGGCCGAUCUCGGCGCAGACCGCACUGCGGCCUAUGGCGCAGUCUACUCGCCCUCAUUCCUCACAAUCUUCUACGACAAGUACGUCCUAGGCUUCAAUAUGUCAAAAGUCUGGGGCUGCAGCACGGAAAAACUCCUUCUCCCCUUUUUCAGCGAAAACUUCACCCGCAACCACCUCGACAUUGGCGUCGCUACGGGUUGGUUCCCGGCAGCCGCCCUGGCGCGGCCGUUCCGCGCCACCAGCAAGCAGCGCAUUACGCUGCUGGAUCUCACCGCGCCGCCUUUGAACGCGGCAAAGACCCGCGUGCUCUCAGUUACGACGAACACCGAGGUUCAGUGCGUUGAGGCUGAUGUCACGGAGCCGCCGCCGAAGCAGCUUCUCGGCGAGCGGUUUGACUCCAUUUCCAUGUUUAAUCUGUUCCAUUGCAUGCCUGGCGGCAAGGCCAAGCUUCGUGCAUUUGGUUUGUACAAGGAGUUGUUGAGCCCGGAAGGUGUGUUGACCGGAUGCACGGUGCUGGGCCCAAAUGAGUCGACUGGGUGGUUUACCAAGUUCUAUCUCCGGUGGUACAACAAAUGGUGGGGUGUGUUCAACAACUGGGACGACAAGAAGGAGGACAUUCAAGAAGCGUUGGAGCAAGAGUUCGAGGAGGUUGAGACGUGGAUUGUUGGACAGGUGAUGCUGUUCAGGGCAAAGAAGCCCAGGAAGGCGCUUCUUGAUGUUUAA